Molecule: messenger RNA, 2288 nt
Organism: Salvelinus fontinalis (brook trout)
Lineage: Eukaryota; Metazoa; Chordata; Actinopteri; Salmoniformes; Salmonidae
Product: zinc finger protein 883-like
Exons: 2
Coding region: 245-1609 (454 amino acids)
Biological process (GO): regulation of transcription by RNA polymerase II
Cellular component (GO): nucleus
Molecular function (GO): RNA polymerase II cis-regulatory region sequence-specific DNA binding; DNA-binding transcription factor activity
Source: RefSeq, a predicted model, not a curated record
UUCAUAAACAGCUCGUCAUCCACCUCCGUAGCUUGCUAGCCAACAUAGCCGAAAGAUUCAAGCUAUUUAUACGCUUUCGAUGUAUAUUAGCUACUGUGUUUUAGACACACUUCUGUCGUAUCUACUUGUUAACCUAUUUAAUUGAAUAUUACGUUAUUUUGUAUUAGUCAGCUAUAGUAACUGGCUGGUUUAGUUAGCAUUAGCCUAGUCGCUAAUGAUAGCUAGCUAGCUAACGUCCCCGAACAUGAGCUCCCUAAACUACUCCCCUCCCAUUAAAGAAGAGGCAGUCUGCUGGACGGAGAAAGAAGCUCUGGGGCUGAACAUUGUCGUGAAAGAGGAGAAGGAAGAGGAGGAUGUCACAGUAAAACAAGAAGUAGAGGGUGAGGCUGUUACCGUGAAAGAAGAAGAGAAAGACGUUUCAGUGAAAGAAGAGGAAGACGCGUUCAGAGUGAAAGAGGAGGAUGUUACUGUGAAAGAAGAGGAGGAUGCAGUUUUUGGAGUGAAGAAGGAAGGAGAGAUUACUGUCACAUUGAAAGAUGAAGAUGAGGAGAUAGGAGAUCUGAGUAACACCAGAGAGAGACCAGACUUUCCCUUUGACAGACGGAAGAGUCCUUCAGGGGAACCAGACCCAGAGACUCCCAAACCAGUGACACGACAUCACUGCUCCCUGUGUGGAAGGAGUUUUACCAAGUUAGGGAACCUAAAAGAGCAUGAGAGAAAACACACAGGAGAAAAGCCUUUCCAAUGCUCCCAGUGUGGAAAGAGAUUUUCACGAACUCAUGAACUAAUAUUACAUGAGAGGACACACACAGGGGAAAAACCACACAAUUGCUCCCAGUGUGGAAAGAGUUUUGCGCAGUUAGGGAACCUAAAAAAACAUAAGAGAAUACACACUGGAGAGAAACCUUACCCCUGUUCCCACUGUGGAAAAUAUUUUAGGUUGUCAGAACACUUAAAAUCACAUGAGAGGACACACACAGGGGAAAAAACACACAAUUGCUCCCAGUGUGGAAAGAGUUUUUCCCAUUUAGGGAACCUAAAAAAACAUAAGAGAAUACACACUGGAGAGAAACCUUACCCCUGUUCCCAUUGUGUAAAGAAAUUUAGGUUAUUACAAAACUUAAAAUCACAUGAGAGGACACACACAGGGGAAAAACCACACAAUUGCGUCCAGUGUGGAAAGAGUUUUUCCCAUUUAGGGAACCUGAACAAACAUAAGAAAAUACACUCUGGAGAGAAGCCUUACCCCUGUUCCCAAUGUGGAAAGAAUUUUGCAUUGCCAGAAAGCUUAAAAUCACAUGAAAGGACACACACAGGGGAAAAACCACACAAUUGCUUCCAGUGUGGAAAGAGUUUUUCCCAUUCAGCGACCCUGAAUCAACAUAAGAGAAUACACUCUCAAGAGAAGCCUUACCACUGUUCCCAGUGUGGAAAGAAUUUUGCAUUGUCAGAGAACCUGAAGGAGCACGAGAGGACACACACAGGAGAAAAGCCUUACAAAUGCUCCCAGUGUGGAAAGAGUUUUACUAAACCAGGGAACCUGAAAAGGCAUGUGGACAUACACACACAGGGGAGGGUAAGCUCACAGUUUGGAAAGAGCUUUAGUUAGGAACCUAAUUGUGGAAAGACAUUUUCCCGGACAGAGGACCUGAAAUCACAUGACAGAAUAGACGGGCUGUGUUCUGAUGAGUCACUGUGUUCUGACUGAUGUUUGACUGUUGUGUUAUGGCACAUUAAAUCAUAUUGUUUAUAUGAAAUUUAACUCAAAAAUAGGCCUCUACUUUUGUUUUAGUUUUUUCCUCUGGAGACAUGGUCAUGUCUAAAAUAAGAUUCACAUUUUAAAAUGUGAUUCAUUGAAUACAAGUAUGAACCCUUAUUAGUCCACAAUGUGUUGAUUGUAAAAAUUAUUUGAUUAAUGCAACAUUAUCUGAAUAAACUGUAUAGAACUACGUUAGCCACUUGUGGACAUUCAUUAUAUACAUCUAUGUACUUACAGAAAUGAGUUAUUCUGAAUGGAGGGCUGGAAGGUAGAUAACACAACGUAUCAGGAGAGGUCUUCUGAUUGGUUGAAUGGAUGUCAGGACAGGUCUCUUCUGAUUGGGUGAAUGGAUGUCAGGAGGUGUCUUCUGAUUGGGUGAAUGGAUGUCAGGAGGGGUCUUCUGAUUGGGUGAAUGGAUGGCUGGAGAGGUCUUCUGAUUGGGUGAAUGGAUGUCAGGACAGGUCUCUUCUGAUUGGGUGAAUGGAUGUCAGGAGGUGUCUUCUGAUUGGGUGAAUGGAUGUCAGGAGGG